This is a messenger RNA of Aspergillus ruber CBS 135680, 827 nucleotides long. RefSeq names its product putative monosaccharide-P-dolichol utilization protein. The record is from RefSeq and is a predicted model, not a curated record. The coding region runs from base 75 to 743 and encodes 222 amino acids. The transcript has a single exon. NCBI's taxonomy places the organism in Eukaryota, Fungi, Ascomycota, Eurotiomycetes, Eurotiales, Aspergillaceae.
CAACAACAUUUAAAUACUAUUACUGUCCACAAAUAAUACAAAAUCCGGAGUGUUAACGAGACAAGCACAACGCCAUGGAUGUCCUCCAGAAAUCCGUGAUCGAACCCCUCCAACCAAUCCUCCGUCCUAUCGCCCUCACUCUUCCCGAACCCGUUCAUGAUGCCAUCGUGUCGCUGAUCGGAUCUGACUGCCACAAUGCCUUGGUGCUCGACCUCGACGUGACCAAAGACCCCAACUGCACAUCGCUUGCUAUUUCCAAAGCCCUCGGUCUGGCUAUCGUUGGAGCUAGCGCUAUCGUCAAAGUCCCGCAGAUCUUGAAGUUGAUCGGCUCACAGUCGUCGGCCGGUGUGUCGUUUGUGUCGUACGCACUGGAGACGGCUAGUCUGCUUAUCACGCUUUCAUAUGGUGUCCGCAACCAGUUCCCAUUCAGCACGUAUGGCGAGUCGGCUUUGAUUGCUGUGCAGGAUGUUGUGGUGGGUGUGUUGGUGUUGAGUUUUGCUGGUCGGCCUACGUCUGCCGCGGCCUUUAUUGCGGUCGUUGCGGCUAGUGUGUACGCGCUGUUGGUAGAUCAUACUAUGGUAGAUGCGCAGACAAUGGCGUAUCUUCAGGCUGGUGCUGGUGCUUUGAGCAUUGCCAGCAAGGCUCCUCAAAUUCUCACCAUCUGGAGUGAGGGUGGGACUGGACAGUUGAGCGCUUUCGCGGUAUGUCUAUUGCGAACGAAUAUACGGUUUACAAAUCGCUGACAGAUCAUGUUUGUCUAGGUCUUCAACUAUCUCAUUGGAUCUCUCUCGCGCAUCUUUACUACUUUGCAAGAGGUUGAUGACAAG